GCAUUAUAGCGCUGUUCGGAUAAACGCAUCGAAGUUUUUUGAGAAUUUUAUUUUUCGAAAUAUUUUAAAGGAUAACGAUAAUAGAGUAAAAAUUAGAAAUAAAAUAGCAAGAAAUAUUACGGUUACACCUAAUUUCCCCUCCAAUUUUUCGUCCUUUUUGUUUUGUCCGUUUCUCUCUCUUCCCCCUCCAAGGCACAAGCUUUUGGAGGUCCCAUGGAGUUUCCCCUUUCUCUCUUCUCUUCUCAAUGAUCCUGAAAUUAUUUUUUUUCUUUUCUUUUUUCUUCCUAAAACCCAAAAAUGUUGUAGUUCGUUGAAAUUAGCUGGAAACAUAAGGAAAAUAAAUUUCAUUUGGUUUUGGAAUUUAGUUGAAGGUUUGGGUUUCUAGGGUUUCUGAGAGGAAAAACUAAAAGGAGAAGAAAAUUCCGGUAUAGUUUUUUUUUUUUUUUUUGGGUGGUGUUAGUGAAAAAUGCCGCCACAUCGAUCCAAGUCGGAGAAAAACGACGGCAUGGCGAAGCAGCUUCGUCGAGAUCCCUACGAGGUGCUUGGUGUCGCGAGGAACUCUACGGAUCAGGAAAUUAAGAGCGCGUACCGGAAAAUGGCUCUCAAGUAUCAUCCUGAUAAGAAUGCAAAUGAUCCUGUUGCAGCUGAUAUGUUCAAGGAGGUCACAUUUUCUUAUAAUAUCUUGUCUGAUCCAGAUAAAAGACGCCAGUAUGACACAGCUGGUUUUGAGGCUGUUGAAGCAGAUAACCAAGAAUUGGAGCUAGAUCUUUCAAGUUUGGGGGCUGUGAACACCAUGUUUGCUGCACUUUUUAGUAAACUUGGUGUGCCAAUUAAGACCACUGUAUCUGCAACUGUUCUGGAGGAGGCACUUAAUGGUGUGGUCACAAUUUGUCCACUUUUUCUGUGGCAACCUGUUUCCAGAAAGGUUGAGAAACAACGUGCUCACUUCUACUCUUUCACAAUAACAGAAGAGGAAGCAAGAGAAGGGUUUGUUUGCCGAGUGCAAUCAUCUGAUAAAAGCAAGUUCAAGUUAUUGUAUUUUGAUCUAGAAGAAAACGGUGGAUUAAGCCUUUCACUGCAGGAGGACAGUGCAAAAACAGGAAAAGUUACAUCUGCUGGAAUGUAUUUUCUUGGCUUCCCUGUCUAUCGCUUGGAUCAAACGGUUAACUCAGUAGCUGCUGCAAAGGAUCCUGACACAGCUUUCUUCAAAAAACUGGAUGGAUUUCAACCAUGUGAAAUAACUGAAUUAAAACCGGGCAGACAUGUAUUUGCUGUUUAUGGUGACAACUUUUUUAAAAGUGUAAGCUACACAAUAGAAGCUAUAUGUGCUACCUCUUUCAUUGAGGAAAAGGAGAAUCUUAGAACAGUGGAAGCGGAGAUUCUGUCCAAACGAGUGGAACUGUCAAAGUUUGAAACUGAAUACAGAGAGGUCUUGGCACAAUUUACCGAGAUGACAAGCAGAUAUACAAAGGAAAUGCAAGAGAUUGAUGAGCUUCUCAAACAAAGGAAUGAGAUUCAUGCCUCAUACACAACUGUUCCUCCAAUUAAGCGAAGUUCAAGUAGGAACAAGAGUAAGGGUGCCUCCAAGGAGGCCAAAGAAGAUGGCGAAGUGAGAGACAGGAAACAUUAUAUGCGGGAUAGAACUAAGAAGAAGAAAUGGUAUAAUAUCCAAUUAAAAGUUGACAAGAGAAAGCCAUGCUGAACUGGUUAUAAAGAAGUCAGCAACCUUUGGGUUCUACAAAUCAUCUGUUUCUGCCCCCAUAAUUUAUUGCAGUGGUUCAACAUAUUUGCAGGCAAGUACGGCACCGCACCAUAAUAUGUUGACCAUGGAAUGAAGAUGGUUAAGAUAUAAUUUAACCAUUUCUUCAGCAUGUCAAGGAUGACAACUCAUUGUUAUUGUAAAAUUCUUUCUUUUUUCCCCCUUUUUUCCUAGGUCUUAACUUGUUAUUUUUCCCCUUUUGUAUUCUCAACAAGAAUACUUGUAAAUUGCAUAAAAUUAAUUUUCAAGAUUCUCUUUUGAUCAACUCGUUGCACCGGUUGUAUUUUUCAGUUAAAGAAAUGGCAGUCUAUUACUACCUCCUUGGCCUACUCUCUUUCCUGUUGCCGGA
This is a messenger RNA of Durio zibethinus, 2108 nucleotides long. Its product is annotated as chaperone protein dnaJ 16-like. Lineage: Eukaryota; Viridiplantae; Streptophyta; Magnoliopsida; Malvales; Malvaceae. The record is from RefSeq and is a predicted model, not a curated record.